UUUUCCACUUAAAGCAUAAAUUCACUCUCACAAUUCAUUUUAUAUAGUCCUUCUUUACCUUUACCUCCUUCCACUACUCCAAAAAACAGCAAAAUGUCUCAGCUUAAUCUUAUACUUGUCUAUUUACUCUUCUUAACUCUCUGUCUUCAUCCAUGUCCUACUUAUUCCCAGCUAAGUCGACACCACUACGCGAAUUCCUGUCCCAAUGUUGAAAACAUUGUCAGAGAAGCUGUCAAAAAGAAAUUUCAUCAAACAUUUGUGACAGUUCCUGCCACUCUUCGUCUCUUCUUCCACGAUUGCUUUGUUCAGGGUUGUGAUGGUUCUAUUUUGGUAUCAUCAACGGCACAUAACAGAGCAGAGAGGGAUCACCCUGAUAAUCUUUCAUUGGCAGGAGAUGGAUUUGAUACAGUGAUCAAAGCCAAAGAAGCUGUUGAUGCUGUUCCUCUUUGCAUGAAUAAAGUUUCUUGUGCUGAUAUUCUAGCUAUGGCAACCCGUGAUGUUAUUGCAUUGGCUGGUGGACCUUACUAUGAGGUUGAAUUGGGAAGAUUUGAUGGUUUAAGAUCUAAAGAUUCUGAUGUUAGUGGGAGGCUUCCUCAACCGGGCUUUAAUUUGAACCAGCUUAAUUCUCUGUUUGCAAAUAACGGGCUUACCCAAACAGAAAUGAUUGCACUUUCAGGUGCUCACACCGUUGGAUUCUCACAUUGCAACAAAUUCUCCAACAGAGUAUACAAUUUCAACACAAAAAGUAGAGUAGACCCUACAUUAGACUUACAAUACGCAGCAGAAUUAAAAACAAUGUGCCCAAGGAAUGUGGAUCCAAGGGUUGCAAUCGACAUGGACCCAACCACUCCAAAAUCAUUCGACAAUGCUUAUUUCAAGAAUCUUCAAAAGGGAAAGGGUCUAUUCACCUCAGACCAAGUCCUCUUCACGGAUUCAAGAUCCAAAGCCGCAGUAAAUGCUUUUGCAAGUAGUAACAAAAUAUUUCGUGCAAACUUUGUUGCUGCUAUGACCAAAUUGGGUCGAGUUGGAGUCAAGAAUGCACAAAAUGGGAACAUUCGUACGGAUUGUGCUGUGAUUUAAUUCACAUCACAAAGUUAUAAUGUUAUGGAUGACAUAAUCACAAAUUAAGGGGAUGUGUUUGAUCAUUGAUGUACAUUUUAUCAUUUAUUUUCAGUUAUGAGUUAUGAGCACCGACUAUAAUCUAA
This is a messenger RNA of Cicer arietinum (chickpea), 1205 nucleotides long. Its product is annotated as peroxidase 51-like. Gene Ontology annotation, biological process: hydrogen peroxide catabolic process; response to oxidative stress. The record is from RefSeq and is a predicted model, not a curated record. Gene Ontology annotation, molecular function: peroxidase activity; heme binding. Lineage: Eukaryota; Viridiplantae; Streptophyta; Magnoliopsida; Fabales; Fabaceae.